Molecule: messenger RNA, 5715 nt
Organism: Candida tropicalis MYA-3404
Lineage: Eukaryota; Fungi; Ascomycota; Pichiomycetes; Serinales; Debaryomycetaceae
Gene: DCK1
Product: guanine nucleotide exchange factor DCK1
Exons: 1
Coding region: 1-5715 (1904 amino acids)
Biological process (GO): small GTPase-mediated signal transduction
Cellular component (GO): plasma membrane; cytoplasm
Molecular function (GO): guanyl-nucleotide exchange factor activity; small GTPase binding
Source: RefSeq, a predicted model, not a curated record
AUGACUUGGAUUAGAACAGAAUUUUUAAUUAAGGGGAAGAUCAUUAAACCUUUCUUACCUAAUGAUAAGCAUCCCACAUUACGUAAUGAUAAUUUUAAGAAUUUAUAUCCUGGUGAUAAAGUUUAUAUUUUUGAAGUCAAGGAUAGUAAAUGGGCUAGAGUUUAUGCCGUGACAAAACCACUUCCUACUGAUUAUCUUGCAAGUUCCAUCAAUUUAGAUGAUUUAUUGGUUGAAAAAAAUAAGAUCGUGGUGGUCCCAUUGAGUUAUAUCAAGAUCUUGAAAGAAAUGCCUUCAGAAGAUAUCAGGGUCUCCAAGAAAUUUAAUAAUAUAUCAGAUGACAGUAAUAUCCCAACCAUUCGUGACACUGAAUUGGCACACCAAGAAGCAGUUGAUGGAGAUGCAGUUGAUACCUAUAUCAAGAAACAUGUCCCACCAUUACCUACAAAGAGAGACCAUUCACGUGAUACCCUUCUUGAUGAGAUUGGUUAUUCUUUGGAAUUGCUUAAUGCCCAUAUAUUUGCUGUUUAUGCCAAGAGUGAAUUUAGAUUAUUUGAUAGAUUGACUGCAAUUUAUUACAGUUUAUAUGAAACCAGAAUCAAGUUGAACUACCACUUGUUAACUGCUGAAGAAGCCUUGGUUGCUAGAGAAACAGCCACAUUUUUAUUGAACAAGAUCCCAAAGAUGUUGGCUUCCAAAGCAACCAGAUUGAACCAAAGAUCAUACGAUUUAGACAAUGCCGACACCGAUAUUUCUGGGUACAAAUCCAUCAUGGCAAGAGAUCCAUAUUCUGGAGAAAUCUUAUCAUUGGGUUCGGCUACUCCAGCAUCCAUUGCAUUGAAUAACGAGUUAUGUGCUUUGCUUCCAAAUUACCCAAUUAAUGCUCAUCAACACAAGAAUAGCUACUCUUUAACUCCACCAGCAAAUAAAAAAUUCGAAGUUGAACCACCAUCCCAUAUUCUUGUUGACUUUAGAUCAGUUAGUGGAUCAUCUGCUUAUCAACCACCAGGUUUUGCUGGUAUGAUUGCUUAUAUGUAUCUUCGUAAUUCAAGAAAGAGAUUGACUGAAGCCUUUGCUGUGCACACUAAUUCCGUUGAUGAUCUUGUUCAUGUGGAAAAAAUCAGUGCUGCAUUAUUUAGGAAUCUUCCUGCAAGUGAAAUUGAUAACAAUAGAGUCUACCUUGUAGCAGUGUUGACAGAAGAAGUCGAUUUAAGUAUCAAAACGUCAGGUCAUGUUCCAACAAUAAAAAGAGUCAAGAAAGGUGUUGCCGCUGGUGUUGCUGAUAUCACCAGAGUGUUUUCAAGAAAUGAGGGUUCCCUUCAAUCUGGUGAAGCACAUCAUUUCUCCAUUAAAUUAUUUGGAUCGUACAUGAACAAAAAAGGACAGAAAAAUAUGGUGGAAGAUCUUAGAGGUGUUCCUAAUAACGGUUGGGGUGAAGUUGUUGAUAGAAUUAUUGCCGGUUCAAGUCAAGGUGUUGCUGUGAAUCCAAGAGCAGAAAAAUUGAUCAUUACUGUUAAAGAGUUUAAACAUCAAUUCCAAGGAAAUGCAGCAAACCAAUUAACUUCUUCAGCUCCAAUUUCUAGAAUCAAACCGAUUUUCUUUGACCCAUUGGCUGAAAAUUAUGAACGUAUUUAUUUAAAAAUGGGUAAAGUUUCUUUACUUGGUUCAUCUGCUAGAGAUGAUUUGUUGACUUUUGAAGUUAGUACCCCUAAUAAUGAGUUAAUCACUUUUGCUAAAGCUUCCAAUCAACAAGAAAAAAGAUACUGGCAGUUCAUUUCCGUUUUCCCUGGUGAAUCUAUUGGGGAAAUUGUCAAAGUUAAUGGUGUUGCCUUGAAAAAUGCUUCAAAGAAGUUACCUAAAGAUGAUUAUAUUGUGUUGUCAUUAUUUGUCAAUGGUGUCUUGGCUGGUGAGGGUAGAUUACUUUACAAAUCAGGCAAUAGAUUGGUUGAAUUUAACAAGAAGAAAACACACACUAUUGAAAUCAUCUCCACCACCCAUAGCGUCCCAAUGGCCCAUGUUGAGCUUAGUACUGAAUAUGUUGGUAAGAUUUACAAUUCUGAUGUAUCAAUUGACAACAUCUUCCAGUAUGAAAGAUUCUUCCAAAAUGGACAAAGUGGUAUUGAUGAACUUUCAAAUUCUUUGGUUGCUUUUAGUAGAUUGGAUAUAUCUCAACUUGUUAAAUACUUUGCCGAAUUGUUGAGUUCUUUAUAUGGUAUUAUCAGUAUCUCCAGUCGUCACACUGGUCCAAGUAUUGAAAUUCUUGAAGAUAAUACAUUCAAAGGUAUUGUUCAUAUGUUGGAUGUCAUAUUUGGUAAACAAGAUCAAUACUUGCAUCUUAUUGACAAUUUCGUCGCCAAAUACAAGAGUCUGAGUCAAGUGGGUAUCUUUUUGUUAACCAAAGUUGAAGAAGUAUUCAACAGAGCUGCUUCUAGUUGGAACGCUGUGUCAAGAUCAGUUUGUCGUAUUCUUUCCAUUAUCUUGAAAUUAUCUGUUUCAUCAAUGAGCUCACCAAGCGAUUAUGAUUUGUACUUGAAAUCCUUGAAUAAUUUAUUUAAAUCAAUCGCAUAUCUUCUUUCAUUGGACUCACCAACCUUGAUUGAUGAUCAAAUUUUGAUUAUGGAGAUUAUUGACUAUGUCUUUGCAUUUAGAACCAACUUGGAUGAAUCAAAACUUGUCAAGAUUAUCAUCAAUUGUAUUAAUUCAAUUGGUCUUAAAGGUUUGGGUGUUGAUGAAAUUAAUCUUCAAACUGGUGUUGCCGUUGGUAAUGCUAAAGACCAUAAAAUUAUUAUUAGUAAAUUAUUGUUGAUCUUGAGAGUACUUAAUACUGACUUGGUUAAAGAUGAAGAAACCAGAAGUAUCUUGUUACCAAAAGCAAUUAUUUGGGCUAUGGAUGUUUUCUUGGGUCCGACUGAUAUUGAUGCUACUAGAUUGGCUUGUAGUGUAUUGAAUGCUGUUUGUACAACAUUAUGGAAUAAUGGUGAUAUUCAAACAACUGGAAAGGAUUUGGACAUUUGCUUCUCCUUGUCUAAGUUCUUACCAGCCAUUGCCAGAACUUUCAUCAAGUACAACAAGCACACUAGAGGUAAUGGUUCAUUCCAACCAAAACGUUUAUUCACACAAUUGUUCCCAACUAGUUUUCCAUUUUCAGAAUUUUCCAUUGAUCCAAUUGUUAAUGACGAAGUGAUGGUAGAAGUUUUAGUUGAGCUUGCUACUUGUUUUGCAUUUGUUGCUCGUAUCGGAAGAAAAGCAGCUGGUAAUGAAGGAUACACCAAGAUUUUCAGUCAUCAAAUUGAAAACGAUUGUUUUGUUCCUGAAAGAUAUUUGGCAGCUAAUUUCCAAAGUGAAGAUAUUCUCACUAUGAUCUCUGGUAUCAGAUACAUGAGAUUGGGUAAGUAUUUCCCAGAAACCAAAUGGUUUUCCAUCUUUUCAGUUAUUAUUGAAGGAAGUUUGUGUGCCAUUGAAUUGGUCAGACCGAUUCUCGUUAUCCAUCAACUUCCAUCAUUAGAUGAUUCAGAAUUAUUUGACAGGGUUCUUUGGGGUAAUUAUCUUAGAUGUUUGUUCAAAUUGGCAAUCUUGCCACCUGUUUCCGUUGAACAUUUAUCUGAAAUUCCAAAAGGUGCUUGUUCCAGAAUUACGAAUGAUGUUCGUAAGCGUGCUGCUUUCUUGAUUAACGAAGCUUGGGACUCCUUGGCAUGGGAAUCAACAGAUGAAGAUAUGCUUAGGUUUAACUUGAAGAAGUUUGGUGGUUACCAAGUUGAGUUUAUUAACGAUGAGUAUGGUAUUUUACCAGAUUUAAUGUUGCUUGGUUUACAAAGAGACAGUGAAUGUCAAAGUGUUGCCGUUAAGAUCUUGUGGUCCAUUAUGAUUUCAGAAUAUAUUUUAAGUGAUUCUCUUAUGGAUGUUGAAAAGCAAUGUUUGGUUGGAUUACAUGAAAUUUAUCAUAGACAUGCCUACAAGCCAACCGCCCUUGAUCAAGCCAAUUUCAUUGAAAGAAUGAAAGUAACCAUUAGAUUAGAUCGUGAAGAUGUUGCCUUCGACAUCAUUUAUGGAUUCAUCAAGAAUCUUGAUUCAUUCUUUGGUACUCUUAACUACUAUACAUCUGUACCUGCUGGUCCUCAAUUUGACGAAGAUAGAACUUUCCAUGAAAUCAAAUUGAAAGCACAAAUUAAGAAUGCAGGUAAACCAGAACUUUUCAAUUCAUUCAUUCACCAAAUGUAUGAACAAUAUGUUGCUAAGAAUGAUUUUGUUCAAGCUGCAUUAACAUUGGAAUUACUUGCCAGUACUUAUACUUGGGAUAAUCACAUCAUGGUUCCAGCCAGUUUCAGACCAAAAUUCCCAGAACAAAGUUCAUUUGAAAGAAAAGAAGCUUUAUUCAAGAUGAUUGCAAAUAAUUUUGUUCGUGGUAAUUCAUUGGAAAAAGCUGUCCAAAGUUACAAUGAAUUGUUAGAGAAUUAUAACAUGCAUACUUAUGAUUUGAAGAGUUUUGCUUAUGUUCAUAACAAAUUGGCACAAUUGUAUUUGGAUUUAGAAUCUUCAGAUAAAUUGACACCAGCUUAUUUCAUGGUAAGAUUAAUUGGUGGUGGGUUCCCUGAUUAUUUGACUAAUAUCAGUCAAAUCUUUGAGGGUAAAGCAUUUGAACAUUUGACUUCUUUCCAUCAAAGAAUUUUGAAGAUGUAUCCUGGAUCCAAGAUUAUUACUGAUGAUGAUGAAGCUAAACAAUUGAGUGAAAGCAGAACAAACGGAAGAUUCUUGCAUAUUAAGACUGUUGAACCUGUUUAUGAAUUCUCUGAUAAGUUGCUUUACACAUCUGUUGGUGUGAGAAAGUAUGCUAGAGAUAAGGAUCUUCGUUCAUUUGUUUCCACAAAAGUUAUUCCUGGUUCUACAUCUGUUUUAGAUAUGUGGACGCAACAAACUACCUACCAUUCUUGGUUGUCAUUCCCAACUCUUAUGAAUAGAUCAUUUAUUAAGGAGGUGCAAUCUGUCAAGUUAUCACCAUUAGAGAAUGGUAUUAGAAUUAUUGCUGAUAAGAACAAUGCUUUGAUUGAAUUGGAAGCUUCUAUCAUUAAGAAGUCUACUGAAAAGAGUGAUUUCACUGAGCAAUUGAAUGAUUUAUCAAGACAAUUAGCCGGUACUGUUGAUUCCCCAGUGAAUGGUGGUGUUGGUCAAUACCGUGCAUUCUUCACCGAUGCCAAAUAUCAAAUUAAAGAAGAAGACAUUAGAAAAGUUAGUUUAUUACGUGAUGCUUUCAAUGAUCUUGCCAUGAUUUUGUACCGUUGCUUAACUUUACAUGGUAGAUUGAUUGGACCAACUAUGAAAGUUUCCCAUAAUGCAUUAGUUGAGUUAUUCAAUAAGAAUUUCAAAGAAGAAAUUAUUGCUUUAAGAUUAGGUGAAGAAGCACCUAAACCUGCGCCAUCAAGCCGUGUUUCAAUUUUCCAAGACAAACGUUAUGCAGGAAGCCAAUUGAAUGAGCGUGCUUCAAUCUCCAACAUGUCUGGUUCAAACUAUUCUGGUUCAAGAUUGGCAAGAUCUCCAACAAACGCGUCUACGAAUUCCUCCAGUUCAUCGAUGAAUAGAUCUGGUAGAUCUUCUGGAUAUCCAUCAAGUAAUAUCCAACCUGGUUAUUCUGGAUUAGUUGGUUCUUCUAUUCGUACUGGCGCAUCCACUACUGCUAAGACAACGAUUUCCUCAAAAUCCAAUGCCGUUAAUGGUGGUUGGUAA